GAACUUCCUUUUGCAUAAAACCUCGAAUCUCUGGCAGACAUACACAAGUCCACCUCAGUAGAGGUAACAGUUCACUCUUAACUUGAGUCAUCUCACCUGCACUAACAAAUGUCUGGUAGUGUGAAUGAUAGUGUAGAUAAAAGUUCAACAAUGGACAGAGAAGAAAAAGAAGAAAGGAUUGUUGAUAUCUACAUCACUGCAGAGGCUGUAAGAGAUAUUAAACACAAGAAACAAACUGAGGAAUCUAAAACAACAACAACAACCCAACCAUCAGAACACAAAGGAAGUGAGUGCGUGAGGAACAGAAGUCCCAGAUCAGUUCUAGUGUGUUUGGUGGUGCUGUGUGUUCUUCUACUGACUGCAGUCAUAGUGCUGUGUGUCCUGAUCUACACAAACAAUCACCAGUUUCACAUCAACUACAAAAACAUCACACAAGACAGAGACCAACUACUAACCAAAUAUACCAAACUCACAGAAGACAGAGAUGAACUGAGAGUCAACUACAACAAUAUCAAUAUGCAAUGUGAACAGAUAAAGCAGGAGAAAAAUAAACUGUUGGAGCUUCUUCAAGAGGGAUGGAAGUACUAUGAAUCCAGUUUGUACUACUUUUCAUCUGAGAAGAAGAACUGGAGUGAGAGCAGAAGAUACUGUGAAGAAAAAGGAGCAGAUCUGGUCACCAUUAACAACUCAAGAGAACAAGAUUUUGUUGGCAAUACGUCUGAUAGCAGUACACAAGACACCUGGAUCGGUCUGUCUAAGGUGGACACAUGGAAAUGGGUUGAUGGCAGCGCACUGAACUUUAUAUUCUGGGGAACUGGAGAACCUAACGGAGGAACAAAUCAGAACUGUGUCGUGAUAUCUAAAUCAUUCUGGAAUGAUCAUUAUUGUUAUGAACUUCGUAAAUGGAUUUGUGAGAGAAAGAUUUUAAAAUGAGUUGUUAAAUGAGAAACAUACAUUCAUUCACUACACUGUGAACACACAAGUGCUUUCAUGCAUAAACACCAGGACCUUCAAGUUAUUUAAUACAUUUAAUUUCAUAAUUCAUACGCAUUGCACACAUCGACACCUUUGUGUAAUUAAUUCUAGUUUAAUAUUAUGCAAAACAAUUUUUAAAUGCUACAUUAUAAAAAAAUGUAGAUUUUUUAGUAUAUCAAAACCCUUCUUUAGUUGUGUGUGUUUAACAUUGUGAAUAAAUGUAAAUAACACAUGGUUUGUUUUGAUGAUGGUAGUGCAGGAUGUAUUUAUACAGUAUUAGUUGAGAUGCAACUACUGUCAAGAAUUACACGUUUGGUACUGUAGCUCUGUAUCACUGCUGUGCUUUGAUCCUUAUGCAAAAUUGUACAAUUAUUUCCAAAUAAAUACGUUUGAA
Messenger RNA from Triplophysa rosa, 1369 nucleotides. Its product is annotated as CD209 antigen-like protein A. The transcript has 5 exons. The record is from RefSeq and is a predicted model, not a curated record. Bases 109 to 933 code for a protein of 274 amino acids. Lineage: Eukaryota; Metazoa; Chordata; Actinopteri; Cypriniformes; Nemacheilidae.